GGGCAGGGUUUGUUGUUGUCGUUCAGCAGCAGACCAGUCCGACAUCUUUGAACUCGUCUUUUUAAGAUAAUAAUUAUCAACCAGAGCGUUAUUAAGAAUCUUAACCACACAAGGAAGCAUUGGAGUAAAUCUGGAUUUGUCGUGUUUUGAGUGACGCUUGUGUUUUGUGUUUUUUAAAGAUGGCCAGUCAGUACCAGCGCUCAGUACCACUAGAGGUGAGGAGAGCAGAGGGAGAGAGAGUUCGGGCCAAGCAUCCUGACAAGAUACCGAUCAUUGUGGAGAAGGCCACCAGGUCACGAGCUCCUGAACUGGACAAGAAGAAAUACCUAGUGCCGUCAGAUUUAACAGUGGGCCAGUUGUGCUUCCUGAUCCGUCAGCGUGUGUCUUUGAGACCGGAGGAGGCACUCUUCUUCUUCGUCAACAACUCCCUUCCCCCAUCCAGCUCCCCUCUCUCUGCUGUAUAUGAGGAGCACCAUGAGGAGGACCUGUUUCUCUACAUGACCUACAGUAAUGAGAGCGUCUACGGUGCCUGAGGGAGGACAAAAGACUGGAGAGAGACAAAGAGAGAAUGAGAGGAGACAAAGUGAGACUGUAUGAUGAGUUAAGGCUGUUUGUAAUGCUCCAAACCACUAUUAUCCUCUAUAUUAGGUUUGAUAAGUAACUACAUGGUGGAAGGAAGGCUUCGCACAAGGCAGAGGGGUCGCUCGUAGGGUUUACCUCCGUCAGUAUUUCGGGGUGAGCGUAUUGCAUAACAGUACACUUCAAGUUAUGUUGAUUCCUUACUUGGUGAAAGGGGAAGGGGUGAAAAGAAAGAAUGAAUGCACUUAAAAAGCAAGUUAUUGAAAUUAUGAUGAGAGCUCUCGUAAUCUUUCUCAGUCAUCUGUAUUUAAUGCAAAUAUUUUUUUUUUUGUAAAUUAAUAUCAUAAACUUUUGUGGAAAAAUAAAGAUGAAAAUGCACACA
Molecule: messenger RNA, 961 nt
Organism: Sebastes umbrosus (honeycomb rockfish)
Lineage: Eukaryota; Metazoa; Chordata; Actinopteri; Perciformes; Sebastidae
Exons: 5
Coding region: 180-533 (117 amino acids)
Biological process (GO): autophagosome assembly; macroautophagy; cellular response to nitrogen starvation
Cellular component (GO): autophagosome membrane; autophagosome; cytosol
Molecular function (GO): GABA receptor binding; ubiquitin protein ligase binding
Source: RefSeq, a predicted model, not a curated record